Messenger RNA from Scophthalmus maximus (turbot), 1437 nucleotides. RefSeq names its product zona pellucida glycoprotein 3c (gene zp3c). Bases 1 to 1398 code for a protein of 465 amino acids. The transcript is spliced from 8 exons. Gene Ontology annotation, biological process: binding of sperm to zona pellucida; egg coat formation; positive regulation of acrosome reaction. The record is from RefSeq and is a predicted model, not a curated record. Gene Ontology annotation, molecular function: acrosin binding. Gene Ontology annotation, cellular component: extracellular matrix. Lineage: Eukaryota; Metazoa; Chordata; Actinopteri; Pleuronectiformes; Scophthalmidae.
AUGAGAAUGGGGUCGGUGCACGCGGGGCUUCUGCUACAGCUGCUUUGUUCCGCCUCCAGUUACCGGUUCCGGAGUCGAGCUGGCUACGGUCCGUUUGUGCAAAAUCCCGAAUCCGAGUGGGAGAGAAUGAAGACGAUGGGCGGCGAAGAACGAGCGGGCCCCGCGCCCAGGGUCUGGAAGAGCGGAGCCAUAACGGCCGACGAGAACACGUUCCCCGAGUGGGUCUACGCCCAGAAGUCCGCAUACCCGAAAGAGGUGUUCCAGCCAGAGAAAGGUGCCAGACCCCUCCCCGACUGGUCUGGGGAAAUAUUGCGCGUUCCUGUUGCCACUAGUUCGACGACGGCGGCGGCAGCCAGAGCAGGAGUGGUUGAACUACUUUGUCAUGUUGACAGAAUCUAUGUAAGAAUUAGGAGAGACGUCUUCAAGAGCCUUAAUGCUUACAAAGACUUGAAACUGGGUACCUGUCCUGUCAACCAAGGCACCAAAGCCCACUACUACCUCCUGUACCUACUGAAAACUGACUGUGGAUUCAAAUUAGAGAGUAAGGCUGACAACCUGUUCAUCAGCGUUGUGCUCAAGUACAUGCCAGCUGGUCAAGUUCUGAGGCAAAUGCCCUUUAGUGUUCCCCUGCAGUGCAAAUAUCCAAGGUUUUUCAACUCCUAUAAAGUUGGCAUCCAUCCCAAACUGCAAGGAGGCACAGUUUUCAAGGCACUCCAACCAAAGCAAAAUGUGAUUCUUGCUGCUUUAGAUGCGUCCGGGAAUGAGCUCCCGGAAUCAAAAACCUACACCCUGGGCCAGCCAAUGUACUUUGAAGCAAAGAUGGCGAACGCCACUGCAAAAUCAGGAGACCAGAGGAUGUACAUCAACAAGUGCUUCAUGACUGCCAGCCAAAACCCCAACUCCAACCCUAAAUAUACAGUCAUUGACAACCAAGGCUGCAUGGUUGACAGCAAGGCAUCUAAGCAGUCAAAGUUCCUCCUUGGCGCCUCGAAGAUGGCCCUGAAAUUCAGUGUGGCUGCCUUCAUUUUCAAGGACGGGGUUUCCACCUCCACCCAAAUGCAGCAACUCUACAUGCACUGUGACGUCUCCGUGGGGACACUUACACCAUCUCCAAGUUUAAAGGCUUGCAAUUAUGACCCAGCAACCAAAAAGUGGAAGGAGCUUUACGUUGACGACUCUGUGUGCAUCUGCUGUGAAUCUACUUGCCCAUCAGCACUGCCUAGGGCUUCCAGGAAAACCAUCUCCAGUCCGUCUUGGAAAGUCGACUUGAGUGGCGAGGAUGGAUUCGUGGAUGUUGAACCUCGGAUGAAAUCGCUCGAUGCUGACUCGAUCAGUUCGGAGGACCCCGGCAUGGUGGAGCACAAAGACUUUGUGAAUUACUGGGAGGAUGAUUACUAAAAUGUGGAAAUGGUCAAUUUUAAAAUAAACUUUUGUCAU